Messenger RNA from Kazachstania africana CBS 2517, 840 nucleotides. RefSeq names its product nucleotidase (gene SDT1). NCBI's taxonomy places the organism in Eukaryota, Fungi, Ascomycota, Saccharomycetes, Saccharomycetales, Saccharomycetaceae. Gene Ontology annotation, molecular function: nucleotidase activity. The record is from RefSeq and is a predicted model, not a curated record. The transcript has a single exon. The coding region runs from base 1 to 840 and encodes 279 amino acids. Gene Ontology annotation, biological process: pyrimidine nucleobase metabolic process; nucleotide catabolic process.
AUGACUAUCCAAUUUGACAACCAAGAAAAUCAGUACAAGAAAGACGUUCAAGAACAACUAAGGAAGAAUAUAGAGCAUUUAGACUCACUAACUCAUCCAGGUUGUAUGAUCACUUUCCCUGUUGAUCAACCCUUACCUGAAUCUGACCCUGAUUUAAAGAUUUUCUUCUUUGAUAUUGAUAAUUGUCUUUAUAGUUUGUCUACGAAAAUACAUGAUUUGAUGCAGAUAUCCAUUUUGAACUACUUCAGAAAUACAUUGAAUAUUUCCCAUGAGGAAGCACAUAUCCUUCAUAGAACAUAUUAUAAAGAAUAUGGUUUAGCCAUUAGAGGUCUUAAAUUGCACCACGAUGUUGAUGUAAUGGAAUACAAUCAGUUGGUGGAUGAUUCUUUACCACUACAAGAUAUUUUGAAACCAAAUUUAAAAUUGAGAGAAAUGUUGAUUAACUUAAGGAAGUCCAAGAGUGUCGAUAAACUAUGGCUAUUCACUAAUGCAUACAAAAAUCAUGCAUUGAGAUGUAUACGACUAUUGGGCCUGGGCGAUUUAUUUGAUGGGAUUACAUACUGUGACUAUUCGCAUCCCGAAGAAUUGAUUUGUAAACCGAAUCCAAAGGCAUUUGAAAGAGCUAAACUACAAAGUGGUCUUGGAGAUUGGGCUAAUGCCUGGUUUGUUGACGAUGGUGGCAGUAACAUUCAACAGGGUAUUUCCAUCGGUAUGAAAAAAUGUAUUCAUUUAGUGGAGACGGAAAAUGAUAAUUUUAUAUUGGGUCAAACGCCAGAAGGAUCUAUAGUAAUUAAUAAUAUUGUAGAUUUGCCAACUGCCGUGCCUGAACUCUUUCAAUAA